Molecule: messenger RNA, 1545 nt
Organism: Pistacia vera
Lineage: Eukaryota; Viridiplantae; Streptophyta; Magnoliopsida; Sapindales; Anacardiaceae
Product: UPF0481 protein At3g47200-like
Exons: 5
Coding region: 66-1418 (450 amino acids)
Source: RefSeq, a predicted model, not a curated record
UACAACUUUCUUUCCAAACUUUCAUUUUCGGGUAUUGCAUCCCAACCUCAGGUACCCAAAGAGGGAUGUCGAAUAAUGAAGUGAGGAUUGACGUCGUACCUGAGAUUGAGUUACAUGCCAAGAACGAUGAGCUUGUGACAUCUCCUCCGCAAGAGCAGGCUGUGAGGGAAGCAGCAACUGCAGGAAAUGGUUCUACUCAAGCAAAAGAUAACAAUGGGAAGUCAUCUCCUCCUCAAGAACUGGCUAGAAUGAACUUGGAGAUGACGGCUUCCUCGAAACAUGGGGAUUUGGUCCAAGAGUUGCGAAAUGAUAUUAACAAAAAUUUGGAGUCUGAGCUUGAUCCUGAUCAGUGUUGUAUUUACAAGGUUCCUGAGCCGAUUUGUAGAGUAAAUAAAGAAGCCUACAUUCCUCGAUCAAUUUCAAUAGGUCCUCUUCACCAUGGAAAACUAGAAUUGGCUAACAUGGAAAAGACAAAAAGAAGAUAUAUGAUAAGUUUUUUCCAGCGAACAACAAUUGAGAAACAAGAUGAAAUUCUAAGCUUCAUCAAGGACAAUGAAAAAAAAAUUCGUAGUUGUUAUGCAGAGACAUCUGUGCUUCCAGCUCGUGAAUACGUAAUGAUGAUUUUGUAUGAUGCUAUCUUCAUUGUAGAACUCUUCUUAAGUAAUAUAGUCACUCCAAGUGAUUCAUUGAAAUCUUUAUAUUUUCUAGCCUCAGACUUGCAAUUACUUGAGAAUCAACUUCCAUACUUUGUCCUUGAGGGAAUAUUUGUGUUAGCUUAUGUUGACUCUUGGGAAUACAAAGUUAAACAUUUCACGGAUUGGAAAAGAAAUUCUCUUCUGCAAAACUGGCAGACAUCAGGUCAAGCCGCCACAUUUAUUAGAUAUUUACCAUGUGCAACGAAGCUGCAUGAGUCGGGAGUGAAGUUUAAGAAAAUUGAAGGAGAAGACAUGUUAAUAAGAUUUGAAAAGCAAUUACAUGAAUUGCAACUUCCAUAUUUAUAUAUAGACGAUGAUACUGAACGUGUGCUUAGAAAUGUUCUAGCUUUGGAGCAAUGCCAUUACCCCUGGAAUACUCAUGUUUGCGAUUUUCUGAAGCUAAUGGAUUUCCUAAUCGAUUCUGAGAAAGAUGUGGAUUUGCUUGCCGAACAUGGAAUUAUUUCCUGCUUUGCGAGGGACAAUGCUUCUAUAGCGGAUAUGAUUAACAAACUCUGCCAAUAUAUCGUUUUUGGCCCAAGCCCUUACCAUGAAAUGUGCGUGGAACUCAAAGAACACUGUAACAGUCGUUGGAACAAAACGAUGGCAACUUUAAGAAGAGUUUACUUCAGCAAUCUGUGGAGAGGCACAGGAACUAUUGCGGCAGUUAUACUUCUACUGCUCACUGUCAUACAAACCAUAUGUUCUAUCUUUGAAGUUGUGUGAUUUUCAUUAAUACUUGUACUAGACCUGCUGUUUACUUGUGGUGUAAUUUUGCAUUUUGAGUUGUUUUAGUCUGAAUAAUAAUCAUAUGCUUGCUUACUAUAUGUUUCUCAUCAACUCGGUGUAACAU